Eruca vesicaria subsp. sativa (arugula) is the source of this 192-nucleotide messenger RNA. Lineage: Eukaryota; Viridiplantae; Streptophyta; Magnoliopsida; Brassicales; Brassicaceae. The record is from the annotation of a GenBank genome assembly.
AUGGCUAUCACCAAAAAGAAUCUAGCAUAUGUUCUCACCAUUGUGCUCGUCGUAUCUUAUGUUCAUUGUCGUUCAACAUCUGAUAACAUUUCAGGUUUUGGAAUUGAAAAGAAUGACAAGAUGUGCUUCAAAUCAAGUGAGUGUAUGCAACCCGACAUGGAGGAGUCAAGGGACAAAUCCAUGUUUGACUAA